Messenger RNA from Phycodurus eques (leafy seadragon), 1188 nucleotides. RefSeq lists its product as uncharacterized. Gene Ontology annotation, biological process: response to muscle activity; regulation of DNA-templated transcription. Lineage: Eukaryota; Metazoa; Chordata; Actinopteri; Syngnathiformes; Syngnathidae. Gene Ontology annotation, cellular component: cytoplasm; nucleus. The record is from RefSeq and is a predicted model, not a curated record. The coding region runs from base 109 to 1188 and encodes 359 amino acids. The transcript is spliced from 4 exons.
AGUGCAACAUGGUGCUGUCCACACUGCAGACCUUUGGACCUUCACAACCUCCUGAGGAUCCUAGCAGGGCAGUUUCUUUUCAGGUCUCAUCGAGUCUCCGAAGUCUCAAUGGAAGACUUCGAGUUCAGCGUGGAGAUCUGCGACCGCGAUUGGCAAUACUUUUUCGAGGUGUGUGAGGAGUGUGACCUACGUCCUCCGUCGCUUGCCACAGCAGAGGACUCUGGGCUGAGUGAUGGCGAUCGCACAAACGCCACGCUUGCAGAAAAUGUCCGUCGAACUGGAUGCUACCGCGAGGCCGACUUCUCCCUGGACAACACGCCCGACUUCAAGGGCUCGGACGUGGAGACCCACCUUGGUAAAAAAGCCACCGCUGGAACGGAGAGCAUCUUGUCGGGCAGCGAGGAAGAUAUUCGCCUGCAGUCGGUCAGCAUGUUCUCCGAAGGGAUGGCAAACCAGGCAAAUGUCGGAAAAAACAAAGAGUCACAGCGGGAGGGUGGGCUGCGCGGUAAUGGGAUUAAAUCCAGCUCCGAGCCACCCGCCAUAGAUGUCCAAGAGAACAACCUUGACAAAAUGAACACCAUGCAAAAAGCCCAGCCUGUUUCUAACACUGUUCUUGACCCUACAGCCUGCAGCUCGCAGCUCAAGAAUGACAGGUCAGCUCAUACCGAGUCAUUUAUCGGCGUCUGCGCUGAGACCAGAACAAAUGAGACGACUCUUCAUAAACCUGACGACUCACUCGACCUUUAUCGGUCACGUUGUGGCACAGCGAGCACAAAGGAAGUCCUCGGCCUACCAUCAUCGUUACUGACCGCCAUGAAAAGGAGGAGAAGAAAGAAGAGGUGGCUCAGCAUGGCGUCAACCCAGAGUGGACAUGAGAGGAGGGCUGACGAGGAGCAGAGUCAGGCUCCAUUUUGCCAUGAUAUCAAGUUGCUCCCGGGUGGAGGUCCAUUUGUGAAGAUCAAUUCAAUCGAGAAGACAGUAGACCAGAAGUCCAAGCAGCUACUGAGAGACCACACUGGGACGAUGAUGAUGACGAUGAUGAUAAUGUGGAUGGUGGCCACGGUGACACUCUAUCUGCUGCUAAGUCCGUCCCGGCUGCACAAACUUUGCAUUCUGGCGCAGACAAACGUCGACCUUUCCCAACACACUGCUCCAGAGGUGCGAAACCGCUGUCUCUCCAGUGGAUGA